AUGAAAGGUUUACUUCUUAAAUUUAAAUUUACAGAACAGAUAUAAAUUUCAUAAACUUUAUAAAUCAAAAGAUUCUAUAAAGAUGCAAAAAUUGAAAUGGCUAUUGGAAUUGCCAAUCCAAAAAAUCAUUGGUUAAUUAAGGUAAAUUAAAAAUAAUUUAUAUGAUUAGUUGGAUGGAAAAGCAGUAAAAACACCUUUCAAAAAUGUAUUAACAAUACCAACCCCAUAAUUAGCUUAAUGUAUUGCUGAUGAAUUUAAUUCAUAAAAGGAAAUGAUAAAACCUAAUACUAUGCCAUUAAUGACAUUAGCUAGAAAUGCUGUAGAUAUUGAAGCAGAUGAGAGAAUGAGAAUAUUUGUAGAACAAUCAAUCAUUAAUUAUUUAGAAAGAGACACAGUUUUAUUUAGAGAUUAAUCAUAAUCAGAACUUUAUUAAAUAUAAAAGUAGAAAUUAGAUCCUCAAUUAAAAUUAUUUAAUCAAAUAUUUGGUAUGCACUUAAAGGUUAAUUUUGGAAUUGAUGUGGAACCAUUAAAAUAAUAUGAUUAAAUCAGAAUUAAAACUAUUCUCAAAGAAAUGAAUAGUUGGUAAUUAGUUGGUUUGACAUCAAAAGUUGGUAUGAUUUAACUAAUAAUUAGAAAACUUAAAAUCAGCUAUUUUAGCAUUAUAAAUUUGGAAUAAUCAAAUUGAUAUUCAAGAAGCUAUUAAAUUGUCAAGAAUUGAAGAAGAUUAUUAAAUCUCAAAAUAUGGGUAGGUUGAAGGGCAUCAUGAUUUUGAUGAAAAUACAAUUUAUUACUAAUUAAAAGCAGCUAAACUUUUUGCUUAACUCAUCCAAAUAUAAAGUAUUACUUAUUGA
Molecule: messenger RNA, 851 nt
Organism: Paramecium pentaurelia
Lineage: Eukaryota; Ciliophora; Oligohymenophorea; Peniculida; Parameciidae
Source: the annotation of a GenBank genome assembly